GUACGCGAUCAGGUCGUGCACGAUUUUCUGAUUGGCUGAUGGCUGAGGGAACAGGGCGCUGUCACAGGGGUUCGCAGGACCAGUCCUCAGGCUCCGGGAGGCCUGGGGCUACGCGCUCGCUCCUGGCCAUCAAGUGGUUAACGUCUUCCAUUUGGUGGGGGAGGUUUUCACAUCUGCAAAACAACUUCAGGAAAUGUGCAUCAAUUACUAUCAUCUGGGUACUUCGGAGAGGAGCUAAAGCAGAGGCUGUGGGGGAAGGCCUGUACCGGGAAGGCCCCCAUGGUGUCCUGCCCGGUUGCACUGUCAUUCACUUAAAGACAGUUAAUAAGCGGGUGUGUGCAAGUGUUACGAUUGGCUGUGGCCUCGGGGUUAUGUUGAUAAGUUAGACCUGUUUGCUGUUCUGGGGAAAUUAGUCUUGAGGGGAAUGAGCUAUAGUCACUUAGUUUUUAAACUUUUUGUUUUGAAAUAUCAAUGGUUACGGGUCCAGGGGCAGGUGUAAAGAAGCGUCCUGGAGGUGCAUCCUUGCCCUGCCACCCAGCGUGGGCGUCUGCGUGAGAUGCCCAGACACGCAUCCCCACCAGGAAACUGGCUUCCGAGCAGCCACGGAGCUGAUUCGUGUGUGUGUGUGUGUGUGUGCGUGCGUGCGUGCGCGCUUGUGUGCGGUUCUGUGCAGUCGGAGCUCACGUAGCACUUCCUGGACCCCCCACCGUGGUCCCCACACGGAGCCAUGUCCUCGCCCCAGAGAGCCCCGUGGGCUCACCCUUGGCCGCGCACCCAUCUGUUGUGUUAGGGUCCUUACAGAGGUGGAGACUGCCCUGGGCAGCCUUCUGAGAUUGGCUUUCUCGCUCUGCAUGACCCCCUUGAGACCCAUCCGAGUCCCCCAGCCACUGGUCACUCCUCCGUGCUGUGUGCUGGCACCUGAGUGGCAGCCUCUCCCCGCUUGAAGGGCUUGGUUUCCAGUAUGGGGCUCUUACGAGUGGAGCUGCUGUGGACAUUCUGGAGGUGAGAGCUACGACCUUGAAAGGAGAUUCAGACGACAGGGGACCUUUUUCCGUCUGUGGCACGAUGUUUGCGCGAGGGCUGAAGAGGAAGUGCGCGGAGGACGAGGAGGCCGCGCCCGCGUACAGUCUGCAGCGCCAGUCGCUCCUGGACAUGUCGCUGGUCAAGCUCCAGCUGUGCCACAUGCUGGUGGAGCCCAACCUGUGCCGUUCGGUCCUCAUCGCCAACACGGUCCGGCAGAUCCAAGAGGAGAUGACCCAGGACGGGAGCUGGUGCGUGCCGGUGCCCCAGACCGCGGGGCGGGCGUCACGCGACCGCCUGGUGUCCACGGAGAUCCUGUGCCGCUCGGCGCGGGAGGGGGCGCGCCCAGCCCAUGACCCCGGAGACCCGGCCUCUGAGCUCCAAGUGGUCCCAGCAGCGCAGGCUCCCGGGGCCCCUCCCGGUGGCGUUUGGGACGGGGACGGUCCUCGAGAAAACAGAGGAAGCUUUCACAAGUCGCUCGAUCAGAUAUUUGAGACACUGGAGAGUCAAAGCCCCGGUGCGGUGCAGGAGCUGUUUUCCGACGUGGACGGCUCCUACUACGACCUGGACGCCGUGCUGACCGGCAUGGUGGGCGGUGCCAAGUCGGGCCAGGACGGGCUGGAGGCCUUUGCCGCCACGGCUGCCCCGUCCCCCAGUGCCGGCUGCAAGUCGGACCUGGGCGAGCUGGACCACGUGGUGGAGAUCCUGGUGGAGACCUGAGCCGCGGCCGCGGCACACAGCAGAUGUGUUUGCGAGGCCCACGAAAGCAGCCGGCGCGCUGGGGGUGUGGGUGCCCGCUGCCCUGCAGCCGGGGCUGGCCUCUGGUUUGUCUGCGAUUAGGAGACCGACCCAGAACAGCAUCCGGUCCGCCCGCUCCCCCCUCUCUCCCUCCCUCCCAGGGCUGGGCUGCUUUCCCGCAGGCCGGUCAUCGCGGCUGCCCUGGGCCCUCGUCUGUGUCCUGCUACAGCCCCGCUGGAGGAUGCCAGCCCCCUUCCGCAUCCAGCCUCAUCCAACUUUAGAUAGGUGAAUUUUCUAAAAUUAAGUUUUAUAUGUUUUGGGCAAUAUUUUGUCUUAAGAUAUAUUUUUAAACUUUUAAUACUUUUAUCACUUUAGAUUUUUUUAGCUAUUUUCUUAAAAAUAUAUUUUUUCUAUAAACAUUCUCUGCUGCUACAUUAGAAACUUUUAUAACCUAAACAGUUGCAGUUGGUGUAUUUCAUUUUUUUUAAGGUUUAACACACACUGUUCUUUUUCCAACAAGCGUCACUGCCCUGAGUCUGCAGUGUCCACACAUUGUGAUUUCCACUUUAGACUCGGGUGUGAGCCUUGCCCAUACCCACUGCUGCGGUCAGAGCGAGGUCAGAGUUGAAGGCCUUGCACGGUGGUGCCUUUACCAGAUCUGCUGUGCGAGCCACGUCUCAGUUAGACUUCAGUGUAGAUUUUGGAGGGUUUUAUUUAUGCCUAUUUAUGUAUAAGUGUCUUCAGAGCCGACGGUCAGGUACGGUCUACCUGGAGAUCAUGCGCGCCCUGAGGUGUCUUGGGCGGUGCCUCCAGAGGGUCUGUGACUCGGGGCCCCUCCUGCGCGGGUUCCCAGCACAGCUGACCUUCCUCCCGAAGAUGCUGCCCUCCGCGUGCCCCUGCCUGGCCGGGCUGCUGGACCCGCGUCAGCAGGGCCAGUGUGCCAGUGUGUUUGGGGAAGGCGCGUGUCCGUGCACCACUGGAUUGGAGAGUGGUGGCAUAAAUUUAAGUCUAGGGUUAAAGAAGUCUGUACACAUGUCAUCUGUGGGCCCUCGAUCUUGAGGGUCGUUGACGGUGGGGUUGGCUGGGUGGUGUGUGUGCCCUGUGACCCUGCCCCAGGCACCGAGACCGCCCGCGACUUUUAGAUCUUUUUCACUUGUUUGCAAGUGAGACUGCACUCUCUGCACACCCACCCCACGUUUCCCGUUUCUCGUGCUUUUUCUUCCUUCUCCAGCCCUUAGCCAAAAAGGGUUGUUUUCUUUUGCGCAUAUGCCAUUCUUAGUGUCAGUGGUGUGCACCUCAUUUUAUUAAAAAAUUAUCCAACAAAGUGGAAAUGUGUUGUCAAUUAUCUACCAUGUCGUAGUCCUCGAGUGGGUCUUUUUACCCUAGUUGAGCUCAGCCAGAUUAUCUAAGGGAGACUGUGGGGCUGCGAAGGGAUUCCCCGUGGGUUGUUGACAGGCAGGCUGUGGGACGACUUCAUCACCUGACCUCGCAGGGCUCUGAGGCAACUCUCCCCACCCCAGCUCUUGUGGCAGAAGACAGGUGAGGGACAGCGCCCUUGGAUUUGGGCCGAUGGUGGGAGCCUAGCCUGGUCAGGAAGCUGUGGGUGAGAGGCAGGCUGUGGCUCUCAACAUCCAAGGGUUGCUUCCUUCAGAGUUUGAAAGUAUUUCCUUGUGGAAAGUAGCUUAAGUGUAUGUUUUAUAAGCAACAAACCUAAAGAGGUAUUUUGUGUCUUUAUGGCAUUUCUAUCUUUUUAAAACAUUUGCUCAGUUUCAGGGUAGCUACAGUGUCUUAUCUGGCAGCCUUCCACAGUAUGACACAGGCAGGGCUCAGGGUGGGGAGCGGGCAGCGCCUAUAGCCAGGCUUCGGCUUUAGGGUCCCCAACCCCUGAGAGGCUGAGACCCCAGCCUCCUUUCUGCCCCUGCUAGUGACCCCUCCUUCCUCCCUUUGCUCCUCGGGUUCUUUCCAGCCACCCACUCAUUUCGGCAGCUCCCUUGAGGUGCUGAUGGCCUAGACGUCCUGGGCAGGGCGAGGUGGGGCCCUGCUGGACACCGAUUCCUCUGGAAGCAUCAGAGUUUCUCCAGAGAGGAGCAGAGGCAGGUGGCCAGUUGCUGGCGAUGGAUUUGAAUUGAAUAUGGAAGGACGGGGCGGGGCGGGGCUUUAAACCCCCGUGUGCGUGUGGUCACGUGUCUGUAAACUUUGGAAAAGGAAGGCUGCCGCCUUCACCCCACCACCUCUCCUGGGCUGGUCCUGGGCUCCGGGUCAGGAAGCUGGGUUUGUGGGGAGCGAGUCCUGGUGUGUGUUUGCAGUUGCUUCUGAGCACAGCUGAGCUCCGGCCAGCGCCUCCCCCGGAAGGACUUGGAGUUCGCUUGCUGCUGUCCGCAGGGCCCGGUGUCCCGGGAGCACGUGGAGGGAGGGGAAGUGGGGCUUCGUGGAGGGAGGCAGCAGCCAGCCCUCGAAAGCAAAGACUGCGGAGGGUCCCCAGCCUGAGGGCAGUUCAAGGUACAAGCCUUGGCCAGUGGCAGGUCCUCACGCUGAAACUUCUGAACCGUCGCUAAUAAACAUACAUCGAGUUAUCUUUAUGGACAGUAAGUGAUGUGAGAUAGUCAUCACACGAGAAGGUGAUUAAAAAGCUCGUAGGCAAUGCAGGUUGAAGUACUGAGACGUGUCAGGCAGCGAUGAAUCCCAGUUCGGUUACUUUUCUGGAGUUUGUGAAUUCCACUCUAAGCACUGCUUGCGUUGCUUCCCUCCAUAUUUUGAUGUUGUGUUUUCCUCGUCAUUCAUUUUUAGAAUAAACGUUGUCACGUGUCCUGGCUGUCUGUUGCUUCCUCCCCCAUGUGGCUGGUUCCUGGGCUGGCAGACUCCAACACUGGGUCCCUGGGCAUCUCUCGGCUUCCGUCUGUGUGGUCACUCAGGACCCCUUCCCUAGCGUGGAGGCAUCAGAUCAGGGAAGCCAGGCUCCUUUUUACACAAUGGCCAAGGUCUCUCCAGGCCUGUGUCUCUGAACCCAGCUCUGUGACGCUGAUUGAGACUUGGUGGCAGAAACCCCAGAGUGCCCGCCAGAGGGGCUUUCUCUCUGCUCUCCGACCCCCACUUCUGCGAGAGCUGCCUCUGCUCGGGGGGGAUUUCUUGCAGCUCUCCCCCUCACGCCUGGGCUGGAGGAUGGGC
Balaenoptera musculus (blue whale) is the source of this 4923-nucleotide messenger RNA. RefSeq names its product cell division cycle associated 4 (gene CDCA4). Lineage: Eukaryota; Metazoa; Chordata; Mammalia; Artiodactyla; Balaenopteridae. Gene Ontology annotation, molecular function: transcription regulator activity. The coding region runs from base 1066 to 1740 and encodes 224 amino acids. Gene Ontology annotation, cellular component: nucleus. The record is from RefSeq and is a predicted model, not a curated record. The transcript has 3 exons.